ACUUUUGUUGCUUCAAACGAACAAAAUGCACAAAUUAAAAAUGAUGGACCAUAUCUUUAAGAAAGGUCGUUCAUCAGUUUGGGUUUCCUUUUCCACGACCUUAAUUUCAGCUUCAUGAAUUUAUAAAUAAGAACAGGCAAAAACACCCCAAGGGUGUAGAAUAAGAGAGGUGCGUGACCACAUAAGGCAGAUGAGACAAAAUCAGGAGUAGGCCUAAGCCUAUAAAAUACCGGAUGGUCAAAGAAACAGUCAUACCAAAACUUGUAAAUGUAGGCCUAGUGCUUUCCUGCAAACACGCUGAAAACCAAAAUGUCGAACUCUUCUUCAACUGACAAAAUUGGUUCGGUAACAACUGUUUAUGACAGUUAUGCUGAAAAGCAGUUGCUGGCAGCUCUGAUGAGUCUCAUUUCCAUCGUCGGUGUGAUUGGCAACAGCGCCGUCUUGCUGGCCGUUGUUCUCUCCCGCAAGCCUCGCACGACCACCAAUAUUUUCGUGGUCAACUUGGCCGUAGCGGACCUCAUCACGUGUCUGAGUUUGCCCAUCAUGGUUCUGGCGCUUCUGAGCGACAGCAGGGAAAAGCUUCUCGUUCCCGACAAUCUAUGCGCUUUGCAGGGAUUUGUGUUCAUCGUUUGCAUCGGGUGCAGCCUGAAUAACAUCGCGACGACUGCCUUCUAUCGCGCCGUGAUUACUCGUCGGAAAAACAUGCGCCGUCCGAUCUGGUUCUUCAACCGUCGCGGUCUAGCAACUAUAAUCGCUACGACCUGGCUUAUUCCCUUAGUAGUCGGACUCUUGCCUAUUAUAUCUGAGUUUGGCUCGUACGGAUACGAUGACAAAUUAUCCACUUGUUCCUACAGCCCGACAGCCAAGGGCUCCGCUACGUUUUCCAGAAUCAUGAGUGCCGCCCUCUACCCUGUGCAAUUGAUUGUUACAUUCACUAGCUAUGCAGUAGUCUUCUACACAGUUAGGCAACACGUCAGAAGAGUCAACGCCGCUCCUGGGCAGCCGAUAGCCCUAGUUGGUGGGGCCAUGAGGCUACCAUUGCAACCAGGUGCACCUAUGCGUCCACACCCAUUAGCGAUUCAAGUUACAACCUCGAGCAGCCAGGAGCAGGUCCUUGCUACAAACCAGCUACAAUCCAACCAUCCGCCAUCAAUUGCCAGACAGCCUGCUCCAGCCAGGCGUCAGCUUCGUCGAAAGAUUGACGUCAACCUCACUUUAUUCCUUGUUGUCUUUUUCUUUAUCAUAUGCGUCUCUCCCUAUUUAGUUUUGGUGUUGCUUCUCGAAGACAAAUCACAGAAAAUUGUGUCCUUUUUUGGCGCGCUUAUCGUCAGCAACAGUUGCAUAAACCCUGUGAUUUACACGGCCCGGCAUCCAGACUUCAAAACAGUCAUCCGCUGCAUCUUGCUCUGUCGACUUAAUAAGAUACCACUGAAAUCAUCCUUUCUCAUGAGUUUGCUCAGCGCUCAAGGAGAAUGAGUUACAUGUACAUGUAUACGGUUCCUCCAAGAAACGAAUGUGGGGCGUGCAAACAUUCCAUUCUUGCCUUAUUCCCUGGCUCUAUGAAUAUUGACUUCAAAUGUUGAAUGUCAAAGUUAAACACUAGUUAUUACCUUUCCAUUGUAUCACUUGUUUCGAUGACAUAGAUGUGUAAUAGAUUCCGGUUGUAUAUUUAUGAGCGUCAGUUGUGCUAAUGAAAUCUUUCAAAUGUGGGUUCAUAUAGAAAUGGGAUCCACAGCGCUUUCGGAUCGCGUAAUGGUUAUGAGAGAGGUGCUAUGACUUCACAUAAGAAUUUGGUGCCGCAUGCAUGUUUCGCGUUUGCUCGUUUUGGAACAGAAACUUGCACUAUAAGUUCCAGGUUUUUUGGUGGUUUUUUAUUUCAAACGAUUGCAUGGUGUUACGAUAGAACAUUACAAAAUAUAAAAUCGACACAUUUAUCAAUAGGUAUACAUACAAUAUAGUU
Messenger RNA from Patiria miniata (bat star), 1960 nucleotides. Its product is annotated as G-protein coupled receptor moody-like. Bases 310 to 1476 code for a protein of 388 amino acids. NCBI's taxonomy places the organism in Eukaryota, Metazoa, Echinodermata, Asteroidea, Valvatida, Asterinidae. The transcript has a single exon. The record is from RefSeq and is a predicted model, not a curated record. Gene Ontology annotation, biological process: G protein-coupled receptor signaling pathway. Gene Ontology annotation, cellular component: membrane. Gene Ontology annotation, molecular function: G protein-coupled receptor activity.